AUGAUUGCCAAAUCAAGGACGGAGGAGGAACACCUAGUCAAUUUGCGGAAGUUGUUUGGGCGACUGCGUAAAUACAGGUUAAGGUUGAAUCCGGCAAAGUGUACACUCGGGGUAAAAUCCGGAAAAUUGCUUGGCAUUUUCGUUAGCCAGAAAGGAAUAGAGGUGCAUCCAGACAAGGUAAAAGAAAUCCUUGAGAUGCUCGAGCCACAUAUUGAGAAGCAGAAAAAGGGAACGAGAUAUCUACUACUUGAGCAAGAAGUUCACAGCAUGCGAGAUGAACUACUUAUUGCUAGAGAGGACAUGUUGUGCCUUGGCGUGGGUAGCUCACCGUUUGAGGCAGUAUAUGUUGAGUUAUACACUACUUGGUUGGUAUCCAAAAUGGAUCCUGUCAAGUACAUCUUCGAAAAGCCCGCUCUCACUGGGAGGAUAGCUCGAUGGCUGGUUCUGUUGUCAGAAUUUGAUAUCGUCUACGUCACUCAGAAGACAAUAAAAGGAAGCACCUUGGUAGAUUAUCUAGCUCAACAACCCAUAAAUGAUUAUCAGCCUAUGCAUUCAGAAUUCCCUAAUGAGGAUAUUAUGGCCUUGUUUGAAGAGGGGGUUGAAGAUGAGGAUAUGGAUAAGUGGGUUUUGUGGUUUGAUGGUGCGUCUAAUGCGCUAGGUCAUGGGAUUGGGGCAGUGUUGGUUUUGCCGGACAAGCAAUAUAUACCUUUCACGGCUAGGUUGUGUUUCGACUGCACAAACAAUAUAGCAGACUACGAGGCAUGUGCCCUAGGGAUCCGAGCGGCGAUCGACUUUAGGGUUAAGUUGCUCAAAGUAUACGAGGACUCAGCAUUGGUGACUCAUCAUUUGAAAGGUGAAUGGGAGACCAGAGACCACAAGUUAGUACCUUACCAGGCUUACAUCAGGAAAUUGAUGGAACUCUUUGUUGACAUAUCAUUUCGUCACAUUCCUAGAGAGGAAAACCAGAUGGUCGACGCCCUUGCCACUUUAUCAUCCAUGUUCAAAGUGAGCCCUCACGGAGAUUUGCCAUACAUCGAAUUCAGAUGUCGUGUUGAUCCUACACAUUUUUGUUUGAUAGAAGAUGAGGAGGAUGGUAAACCUUGGUACUUCGAUAUCAAACGAUACAUAAAGAAUAAGGAAUACCUACCUGAGGCCUCUGACAAUGACAAGAGGACAUUACGGAGGUUGGCAGCCAAUUUCCUCCUGAGUGGGAAUAUCUUGUACAAAAGAAACCAUGACAUGGUGUUGCUUCGAUGUGUGGAUGCAAAAGAGGCCGAAAAAAUGCUAGUAGAGGUGCAUGAGGGAUCCUUUGGUACACAUGCCAAUGGACAUGCCAUGGCCCGAAAGAUUUUGAGGGCAAGGUAUUACUGGCUCACUAUAGAGAAUGAUUGUUGCGUUCAUGUGAGGAAAUGCCAUAAAUGCUUGACCUUCACUGAUAAUGUUAAUGCUCCACCUAUACCAUUGAACAUGUUGACAACACCAUGGCCAUUCUCAAUGUGGGGCAUAGACGUGAUCGGGGCCAUCGAACCCAAGGCUUCAAACGGGCAUCGCUUAAUUUUAGUCGCCAUUGAUUACUUCACCAAAUGGGUGGAAGCAGCUUCAUAUGCUAGUGUAACUAGGAAUGUGGUGAUUAAAUUCAUUAAGAAGGAGAUAAUUUGCAGAUGUGGGCCCAAGAUGAAUGGAGCAGUUGAGGCUGCCAAUAAGAACAUCAAGAAGAUCGUUCAGAAGAUGACUGUAUCAUACAAGGAUUGGCACAAGAUGCUCCCCUUCGCACUGCAUGGGUAUCAUACUUUUAUACGCACAUCUAUUGGGGCAACCCCGUUCUCUUUGGUGUACGAGAUGGAAGUUGUGCUCCCGUUUGAGGUGGAGAUUCCUUCUUUAAGAAUCCUAGCAGAAUCGAGAUUGGAAGAAGCAGAGUGGGCCCAAGCACGCUUUGACCAAUUAAAUCUUAUUGAGGGUAAGAGAUUGGCUGCCAUGGGCGACUAUGUCAGAGCAGAGUGA
Molecule: messenger RNA, 2001 nt
Organism: Glycine soja
Lineage: Eukaryota; Viridiplantae; Streptophyta; Magnoliopsida; Fabales; Fabaceae
Exons: 3
Coding region: 1-2001 (666 amino acids)
Molecular function (GO): nucleic acid binding; RNA-DNA hybrid ribonuclease activity
Source: RefSeq, a predicted model, not a curated record